Messenger RNA from Parnassius apollo (apollo), 816 nucleotides. The record is from the annotation of a GenBank genome assembly. Lineage: Eukaryota; Metazoa; Arthropoda; Insecta; Lepidoptera; Papilionidae.
AUGAAGAAACCGAUGUUAUUUACAAUGUUUAACGUUUAUAUUUCUAAUCCAUAUUACCCUGUUACAAGGAUAGUUCAACCAAAGAUGCCAUUUAAAUUCAAAAAGAAAUGUCUGCGACGGCAAAUUCCUAAAGAUGUGAUAUUACGAGCCAUAGAAGAGAUUUCAAAAGGAUCAAAAAUAAAAACAACGGCUGAUAAAUAUAAAAUUCCUAGAUCAAGUAUGCAACGUUACCAUAAACAAGAUUCUAUAAAGGAUUCUUCGCAUAGAUUUAUAACCUCACAAAUUUUCACCGACGAAGAAGAACAAAAAUUAUCAAAUUGCAUAAUAGUUUGUUCUAAACAUCAUUAUGGAUUUACAAAGAUACAAGCACGAUUUGAAAAACCUGGGAUAUGGCCUUUCAAUUCAAAUAUAUUCUCGAAUGAAGAUUUUCUUUGCUUUUCUGUCACGGAUCGCGAUGCACCCGUAACUGAUGAAACGUUAUCAUCCAGAUAUGACCCUAUAAUCCAGCCAACUUCAACUCAAGUCAUUCCAGAACAGCCUGAAAGAGAAAAUCAAAAUGAAGCAGAUCCUGUUAAUUUGAACAACAUUGCUGUCGCUAAUUCUUCCUCAUCAUUUGCUACAGAUCAAAUAACAAUUGAAGUCGCUGAAGUUGUAACCCCUGAAAUAAUAAGACCAUACCCAAAGGCUUGCCCAAGAAAAUUGAUUAAAGAUGCAAGGAAGAAAGCAAAAACAAGAAUAUUGACAGACACACCUGAAAAAAGACUAAUAGAAUUAACAGAACAAGAAAAACAAAGCAAGAACAAGGCUAAGAAAUAA